Suricata suricatta (meerkat) is the source of this 2755-nucleotide messenger RNA. It is a transcript of the gene CLCF1, whose product is annotated as cardiotrophin like cytokine factor 1. The coding region runs from base 1647 to 2294 and encodes 215 amino acids. Lineage: Eukaryota; Metazoa; Chordata; Mammalia; Carnivora; Herpestidae. The transcript has 3 exons. The record is from RefSeq and is a predicted model, not a curated record.
GGGAGGGGGCCGGGAGCGAGAGGUCACCGCCGAGGGGGAGGGCCAGCGAGCGGCGGCCGCCGCCAAGUUCGCGGGCCGAGCCCCUCCAGGGGCUCCCCAGGUUCCCCGGCCUCGCCGGAGCCCCAUCUCCUUCCACCUUCUUGUCCAGUUUCUCCACUCUGCGCUCCAGGAGCCCUCCCCGUAGACCCCCAGGCCCAGAGGACCCCGUCCCAGUCUGGUCCGGUGCCCGGUCUGGCUCUCCCCGCCGGGGUGGGAGGGAGCCGCCAGGACCGGAGGGGAAGCUCUCCAAGUCCCCAGCCUUGGAGAAAGUGUGGGUGAGGACCCUGGACACACACCCACACUCUCUGAUCCUGACCUUGACCAGCUGACAUCUCCCGGUUUCCGCAGCCCCCGCAGCCCCCCCCCGCCCCCGUUCCGGCUUGGAGCACACACCGCCCCUCCCUCGGGACACAGGGAUGCAUUCCUGUGACAGACCAGACCCCCGCCCCGGCCCCCGCCCCCGCAGUUUGGCUCUGGCACCCUCACUACCCUGGACCGGGCACUCAGACUGAGGAGGAAACAGGCGGAUGGUAGCAACUGUCAUCUAGCACCACCACCCCCACUUCCACACUCGCAUAAUGGCUCCCUCCCCCCUCCACGGAGCCCCGCACUCCUGCCCCGUUCACACUUGUGCACACCAUCCAGCCACACCAGCUACUCUAUCAGUGACACUUCACAUUCCUCCCCACAAUCCCACCUGCCUGUUCACACCCCCCAGCCCCUCCCACACCUCUGAAUAACAACACCCUUUCUACCCACACACUUGCCAGGACGGUUUCCUCCCUGGGUCCCCUGCCUGGCUCUCCCCCAGCUGCCUAGCUCCCCAGGCUUCAUCCUGCAUCCCGGGAACCCCUGGGGUCCUCUGGCAGCACAAUCCAGACCCCCACCCCACCUCAGUGGCAGCCCAGCAUCUCUGUCCAUACUGACUUCACAAGGCAGGCAGCUGACCCACUGGCCUGCUUCUUUCCCGGGGCCUCGGUUUCUUCUGUCAUUUAGGCUGGGAGAGAAGGGCAGGGAGGUGGCUGCUGAAGAUGAGAGCAGAGAUGCAGCCCCACCGGGUUGGGCUGAGAGGGGCUUUAGGGGACACAGCGAAGCCCUCUCAUGCAAGCCCAGUCGUGGGCUGGUGGCAAAGCGAGGUCUCUGGUCUCCGGGCUUCAGGGCCCACGUGUGCUCGCUCACUAAGCCACUUCUCAGUGGCCUGGGGCACCGGGAACCAGCGAGAGGACUGAAGGAAGAGAAGCCAGAGGGAAGGGCAGCCAGCCCAGAGGACCAGAGCUGGGCUGUUUCUGUGGGCCUCCGCCCCCCUCAGGCGGCAGGUCAGGAGGAGCCCCUGAGGGUCAUUUCCUACAGUCCCCAGUGCCUGGAUCUCACACUACAGCCGACACAACACCCCCUAAACCACUUCCUUCCCCCCAUUCCCCUCCACACAUCCCUCCAAGGCCACCAAAAAGCUGGUCCUGGUGUGGCCUGAGGGCAUCCCAGGUGCAGAGUUUCCUGACCACCCCCCCAACUGUGAGCCCGAACUGAAGGAGCUCAGCCUGGAGGACACAGGCCAGGAUCGAGGGACAACUGGCUAAGGACACGUGGGCACGGGGGACUCGUGGGGGAUGCUAGCUUGCCUGUGUACUGUGCUCUGGCACCUCCCUGCAGUGCCAGCCCUCAAUCGCACAGGGGACCCAGGGCCUGGCCCCUCCAUCCAGAAAACCUACGACCUCACCCGCUACCUGGAGCACCAACUCCGCAGCUUGGCUGGGACCUACCUGAACUACCUGGGCCCCCCUUUCAACGAGCCUGACUUCAACCCACCUCGGCUGGGGGCAGAGACUCUGCCCAGGGCCACCGUCAACUUGGAUGUGUGGCGGAGCCUCAAUGACAAACUGCGGCUGACCCAGAACUAUGAGGCCUACAGCCACCUUCUCUGCUACUUGCGCGGCCUCAACCGCCAGGCGGCCACGGCCGAGCUGCGCCGCAGCCUGGCCCACUUUUGCACCAGCCUUCAGGGCCUGCUGGGCAGCAUCGCAGGCGUCAUGGCGGCUCUGGGCUACCCGCUGCCCCAGCCUCUGCCCGGGACCGAACCCACCUGGGCCCCCGGCCCUGCCCACAGCGACUUCCUCCAGAAGAUGGACGACUUCUGGCUGCUGAAGGAGCUGCAGACCUGGCUGUGGCGCUCGGCCAAGGACUUCCACCGGCUCAAGAAGAAGAUGCAGCCUCCCCCCGCCGCAGUCACCCUGCGCCUGGAAGCCCACGGCUUCUGAUCUCUGACCUUUAGCACCUCCUCUCUCCCCUCGGCCCUCAAACCCUGCCCCCACUCUGGGAGGGAGAAACCCAUAUGCCAGCACCUGUUGAGCCAGGCGACGGAAGCCACGAACCUCUGGCCCUCUCCGGACUUGGGGGAGGGCGUGAUCGACAAGGCCUGUCCCCUCCCCGCUCCCCAAAGCCCUGCAGGUCUGGGGAAGAGGUGCAAUAGGCCCCUGCCCCGUUGCCACAGGAAGGAACGCUCACGGGGCCGGAGCGGUUCAAGUUGGUGCCCAGGCUCUCGCGGCUUCCGGCUUCCUGCCCAGCACCGGCCAGUGGCCACACGGCCUCUCACGUGGUGCUGCAGGAAGCACGCCUGUAGGCAGGGCGGGGGGCCACCGCAGCACGUGCCUUUCUGGGGGGGAAGCCCUGUGGCUGCCCCCCUCUCCUUAGAUGGGUGUCGCCCCCCCAACCCCAAAUA